UAAUCAAAAUAUAAGUAAACAAAUAUUUUCAAAAUGUCCCAAAUAUGAUUGUAACACUUGAACGUUCUUGUUUGUUACUUUAGAAAGUAAGUCUCUACGAAAUUCUGAAAUCUUCAAAAUGUGCCAAAUUCUUGCAACGAUUCUAAUUUGAGACUGAUUCAGUAUAAAAUGAAAUUAAAUUUCGCCUUCUAUUUUCAUAUUUAGCCUAAGAUAUGCACUUCAUUUCCUUUGUUUCACCACAUUUUAGAAAACCACCAUAACAUUUACGACGCGCGUAUCUUGACCAAUUUUGUUGAAUACACUUGUUCGAGUUAUGUGAAUAAUAAAUAAAUCUAUGUUUAUUCGAUAUUUAUGAUUUUCAUUCCUCAUUUCCCCAAUUUUGACCUUGAGAAUGUAAGAGAAGCCAUUGCUGGAACGCGCAUGCGUAUCUUCCGUCGUUUAAGAGUGAAUAAAUCAAUAGCUGAAGCAGACAGCAAACGGACCCUAACAAUACGUCGACCACAACAAAUAUCCGGACGUUUAUCAAAAUGCUGCCAGCACUGGUGUUUCUUCUAUCCCUAUCAGGAAUCUACGGUGAACCAGAAACAGUGAGGGAUAACUUUGACUACUUCAGUUACGGUUCUAAUGACGAUAUUCUUAAAAACUUGGAUCUCCAUUUGCCGAAAGAUGAAAUAGUUUUGAGACCUCAAGAAGUGAAGGACUGGCCUCAAACAUCUUUGAACGUUGGGCAAAUAACCGCUGUAUCCAUAAACUCUUUGGGACAACCCGUGAUAUUUCACAGAGCUGAACGAGUAUGGGACGAGAGCACCUUCAACGAAUCCAAUGCUUAUCAGAACUUGGACAAAGGACCUAUUAUAGAAGACACGAUCCUGGUUCUCGAUCCUCACACGGGGUCUGUACUCCACAGUUGGGGGGCCUAUGCCUUCUACAUGCCUCAUGGCCUAACCGUAGACCAUCACGAUAAUGUCUGGGUCACUGAUGUCGCCAAACAUCAAGUUUUCAAGUACACUCCAAACAACCACAAAUACCCAAGCCUGACUAUCGGAGAAGCGUUCACAGCUGGCUUCCCCUACAGACGACGCGUGUUACUCUGUAUGCCAACCUCCGUCGCCGUUGCCACUACCGGAGAAAUAUUCGUCGCUGAUGGCUAUUGCAACAACCAGAUACUCAAGUUCAAUGCUGCUGGGAAACUAUUGCUGGCUAUACCUUCUUAUUCGGACUCCAUGACCUUGAACCUCCCACACAGCGUGACUUUGCUGGAGCAUUUGGACAUUGUGUGCGUCGCAGACAGGGAGAAUAUGAGGAUCGUUUGCCCGAAAGCAGGUCUGAAGAGUUACGUGAAAAUGUUUGAGCCGGCGACUGUGAUUGAGGAUCCUACUUUGGGCAGGGUGUUUGCUGUAGCCUCGCAUGGUGACACGAUCUAUGCUGUGAACGAACCAACGUCCCAGAAUAUUGCCGUCCGAGGAUUUACUGUGAAUGCGCUUUAUGGAAACAUCUUGGACACAUGGGAACCCACAACUGGAUUCACGAACCCACACUCGUUGGCUGUCACACGGAACGGAUCUCACCUCUACGUCACAGAGAUUGGGCCCAACAAGAUUUGGAAAUUCGAAUUGACAGAUGUAUAUGAUAAGAAGUAAACCGUCUAUUAGAACAAAUAUAGAGCUAUGUUUAUCAACUUCAGAGUAUAAUAGAUAAAUUGCUUGACGGUGAAUCAAAUUCGCCUGAAUAUAGGAAAGAGAUGCGAUAUGUAAAUGAAGAUUUUAGGAACGUAAUACCUGCUCAUGUAUUAAUUAAUUAUCCGCAUUUAACCAACAAAUCUGGUAGAUCUUGUAAGUUAGACGUGUUCUUUCAAAAUGCUUUGAUAGCUCACCUAACCAUGGCUAAUCAUAGAGAGAGAUUUAACUUGCUUCUUCAUAACAUGUAAUAGAUUCUGUAGUGUUUACAUAAACUACUUUAAACUCAUAUUUAAAGGUUCCUGCCAUAUUGGCUCAUGUAACGAAAAUAUGUAUGUAUGAUAGUUGUAAAGGGAAUUGUUUAUUUAAUAUUAAUUAAAGGGCCAAUAUAAAAACA
This is a messenger RNA of Helicoverpa armigera (cotton bollworm), 2073 nucleotides long. Its product is annotated as peptidyl-alpha-hydroxyglycine alpha-amidating lyase 2. Gene Ontology annotation, molecular function: protein binding; catalytic activity. Bases 528 to 1640 code for a protein of 370 amino acids. The transcript is spliced from 5 exons. The record is from RefSeq and is a predicted model, not a curated record. Gene Ontology annotation, cellular component: membrane; extracellular region. Lineage: Eukaryota; Metazoa; Arthropoda; Insecta; Lepidoptera; Noctuidae. Gene Ontology annotation, biological process: peptide metabolic process.